AAAAUACAGAGUAGAGAUCUCACUAAGCACAUAACGUUACUUGCCGGGCUCCAGGUUGCCCUUUAAUGCAUAAUCCCAAAUCCCAGAUCACAGAAUUAGAAGCAGCAACCUACCUACUGAUCACAAAAAGAGAAGGAACCUUCCUCUCUCAAAUACUUCAAACCAUUUCUUCUUCUUCUUCUUCUUCUUCAGUUGGCGUUGCUCUGUCGCCUCGCUGCCCGCUCCUCUCAGGUAUUGGGCAUCGCAUUGGUAAAUAAUGUUAAUGGUUAACUUCGAACCCCAUGGCCAUGUAUUUACGUAGGAUUUAUAGAUCUAAAUAAAUAAUUAGAAGACAGGAAAAACAGGUUCAGGGGAAGGUCCGUCCAUUGAUUACGUCGUCUAUUGUGAAAGAGCACAACUGGUAAAUCUGCCAGAAUUAUAUAUAUUUUUCCUAUGGGGUGGGGGGGACCCAAGCUCCUCUUACAAAUCAAUUGAGACUAGAGGAAUAACUGGAAACUUGGUGAUCUAGACAUUUGUUUUCCAAAGAAAGGGAAAAAAGCCCUGGUGUUACACUGAGCACCUGGCCUCUUAUUCUCUCCCGUCUCGACUGCUGUAAAUAAAAGUGAAGGGUGAGAGUCGUGAAACAUUAAGAGCAACAAUGGAAGGGUCACAAGGAGGAGGAUCAGAGAGAGAAAAGUCCAAUUCAUCAUCAUCCACUACCCCAGUAUCUGCAGUCGCUACUUUCUGGAAAGACUUCAAAAAGGCUUCAAAUGAAGAAAAGUUAGUGUUGUUCAACUCUUUACUUAAGGGUUAUCAAGAAGAGGUUGAUAAGCUUACCAAGAGAGCCAAAUUUGGAGAAAAUGCUUGUCUUAACAUUUACCAGAAACUUUAUGAAGCACCAGAUCCUUACCCUGUUCUUACUUCAAUUGCAGAGGAUGCCAAACUGUCUGAACUGGAGUCUGAAAACAGAAAGAUGAAGGUUGAGCUUGAAGAAUUCCGCACUGAAUCAACAUAUCUGAAAAAUCAACAGGCAACAAUAAGAAGACUUGAAGAACGCACCCGCCAGUUGGAACAACAGAGAAAUAAUAGGAUCUUGAUAGGUUCUGAAAGUUUUACUGAGAAUAUGAAAGCCAAACUUGAUUGAUUGGGAGUGGAAGAUGGUUCUCGAAACAGAGUAAAGGAUUGAGUAAAGUCAUCAUGGGGUUUAGCAUAUACAGAAUGACUCUAGAAUGGUGAAGAGACUAAAAGAAGGAUUCUUCUUUAUACUAUCAUUUUUUUCGAAGAAGUGAAAGACCCUGUUACUAAUGAAUUUUUUAACAUAUUUUAGUAUAUCUCUAGCACCAAUUUUGCAUCCAUCUAAUUUUAAGAGAAAAUUUUGAAAUUGUUGCCUUAAGUAAGCCAUUUUAUUAUGCUUGUUGCCUAAUGAAACCAAAGAACAACUGCUGCCCCCUCUACUUCCUUUGAUUCCUCAAUUCAGAUGGAGCUAACUGUGACAAUUUUAUGGCUAACCCCAGAAGGUAGUAAAGAUUAUGAACCUAGUUCAAUGCAUGACAUCCCAAUACUGAGUUUCCUGGAUAUUAUAGGUUGGAGGAGUUAAUCAAUUACUCUCUGAAUCUAUUGAGAUGCUAAUGGUAUUAAAAAUCAGUUGUGAGCAUGACAAAUCUAUUUUUCCUUUGUAUGUUCCCAAUUACAAGAUCAUUCUCACUUUAUGGGCUCCUUGUGCAGUAUCUAUAAUGCAUAACCUGUAUUCUUUCUAUAUCAAUUGUGGUAUGAGCUUUCAUGGUAUUCUUUGAUAUUGGAUAUUUGUCAAAGAAACUUACAGUUAUAUUGUAAAUGUAUACAAGCAGCAUAAACUGUCAUGAUUUUCUUGAUGCUGUAUUGAUUUGUGUAUUUGAUGUUG
This is a messenger RNA of Sesamum indicum (sesame), 1879 nucleotides long. Its product is annotated as protein CASP. The record is from RefSeq and is a predicted model, not a curated record. NCBI's taxonomy places the organism in Eukaryota, Viridiplantae, Streptophyta, Magnoliopsida, Lamiales, Pedaliaceae.